GAGGGGGGCUACCUCUCUCUCUCCCUCUCUCUCUCGGUAUCACUGCAGAGCUGAGCUGCAGGGGCAGCAGAGGCAGGGAGAAGAGAGAGAGAGAGAGCUCCAACUCCCGAUCAGACAGAGAGAGAGAGAGAAAGAGAGAGAGAGAGAGACAGGCUCACAGACAGAUAGACAGGCACACAGACUGACAGACCGCCGGACCACCACCAUGGACUGGAUGAGGACAGAGAUCCCGGUCUCCGGAUGAGACAGGACGGCCUGGCUUCUGCUGUGCGUGAUUUUUCGGGGGGACUCUGCUUUAGAUACGUGGAAUAACCGACUACCUACUGGGAGAUUUAACCCCGUGCUACCCGUGAUGGAAUAUUUACACUCUUCUCAUCUCCUAAUUUUUCUCCUCUUCUCUUCCUCCACCUCCUCCUCCUCCACCACCUCCUCUUCUUCUUCUUCCUCUUCUUCUUCAUCCUCUCACAUUUUGACACGCUGCUGAAGAUGCGCACGAAUGCGUCUUUUGCGCACUUCUAUUGCGACCGUCACUGACAGCGCCCCGUGCUUUAUAACCCUUUGAAACCUAAUUUUUUUGAAAAAGAGAGGGGAGGAAGAAAGAAAGAGAGGGAGCGAGGUGUGAAUUGAAUUGAACGCGGUGCUGUGCCUGGUCUCAUGUUUCUCGCCUAGGGCCCGGAUGUACCGAGAGAUGCACCGGUGCGUUUUCCCAACCGGUUCCGCCGAAAGCUCUCUCUUUUUUCUCGCCUUCACCUCCAUCAUGGGGAUUAGGUAAUAUUCACUUCAUGCGAAGAAACCCUCCCCAUAAAUAAGAAUAACGGAAUACCCCAAAAACUGUCAGUGCCAGACAGUUCUUUCUUCUUUUCUCCCCCUUUUUUGAUUUCUUUAAUUUUUGGGGGGCUUUUUUCUUUACCUCCUCGUGUUAUUUUCCCUCCUCCUCCUCUAUCUCUCUCUUCCAUUCACCCAUAGGGAUAACGCCGGACUACAUUUAUGGUAAAUGAAAGCAAAAACAUGUACAUCCCGGAGGACACCCUUGAGAACCAUCAAGGCUCCGACUACUCUCCCCCUCCCCCCCUUCCUCUCCCUCCUCCCCCCGGACUGACCAACGAGCACGGUGGCACUGGGAGCCACAGUGACCAUGGUGGAGGAGGGGGUGGGGUCAACCAUGGGGUGGGUGUGGUGGGCCUGGCACCGGAGCACAUUCCCACGCCAGGGGCGGCCCUCAGCUGGCAGGCGGCCAUCGAUGCUGCACGGCAAGCAAAGAUGAUGGGCAAUGCAGCAUCUGGCGGAGGGGCGGGGCUUGGGACGGGAGGGGGCGGGCCCAUCUCCACAGCCAGCUCCACACAAAGAAAGAGACAACACUAUAGCUCGAAGCCCAAGAAACAGACAACAACAACAACCACGAGGCCGCCCCGGGCCCUGCUCUGUCUCACGCUCAAGAACCCCAUCCGCAGGGCCUGCAUCAGCAUCGUAGAGUGGAAACCAUUUGAGAUCAUCAUCUUGAUGACCAUCUUCGCCAACUGUGUGGCCUUAGCUGUCUACAUCCCCUUCCCCGAGGAUGACUCAAACGCCACCAACUCCAACCUGGAGCGUGUGGAGUAUCUGUUCCUCAUCAUCUUCACGGUGGAGGCUUUCCUGAAGGUAAUAGCAUACGGCCUGCUCUUCCACCCAAACGCCUACCUGAGGAACGGCUGGAAUCUGCUGGAUUUCAUUAUCGUAGUUGUAGGGUUAUUCAGUGCGAUCUUGGAGCAGGCCACCAAGGGGGACGGCGCCACUCCUAUUGGAGGGAAGGCGGCGGGCUUCGACGUCAAGGCUCUGAGGGCGUUUAGAGUACUCAGACCCCUCAGACUGGUCUCUGGAGUACCGAGUUUACAGGUGGUGUUGAACUCCAUAAUCAAAGCCAUGGUUCCUCUGCUCCAUAUCGCCCUGCUGGUCCUCUUUGUCAUCAUCAUCUACGCCAUCAUCGGCCUGGAGCUCUUCAUGGGCAAGAUGCACAAGACCUGCGUUAAUGAGCAUGCAGGCACGAUUGCAGAGGAAAAGCCAGCACCGUGUGCGCCUGACGGAGCUUACGGUAGACACUGUAAACGCAAUGGGACUGAAUGCAAAAUGGGCUGGGAGGGCCCAAACGACGGCAUCACAAACUUUGAUAACUUCGCCUUCGCCAUGUUGACAGUAUUCCAGUGUAUAACCAUGGAGGGCUGGACGGACGUGCUGUACUGGAUGCAGGAUGCUAUGGGCUAUGAGCUGCCAUGGGUCUAUUUUGUCUCUCUCGUCAUCUUCGGCUCCUUUUUCGUUCUCAAUCUCGUUCUGGGGGUGUUGAGCGGAGAGUUUUCUAAAGAGAGAGAGAAAGCAAAAGCACGUGGUGACUUCCAGAAACUCAGAGAAAAACAGCAACUGGAAGAGGACCUCAAGGGCUAUUUAGACUGGAUCACUCAGGCUGAAGACAUCGACCCAGAGAAUGAAGACGAUGGCAUAGAUGAUGAUAAACCCAGAAACCUGAGCAUGCCAGCCAGUGAGAAUGAAUCAGUCAACACAGACAACGCCCCCGGGGGAGAUGUGGAGGGGGAGACCUGCUGUACCCGGCUGGCAAAUAGGAUCUCCAAAUCCAAGUUCAGUCGAUACUCUCGGAGGUGGAACCGACUGUGUCGGAGGAAGUGUCGGGCAGCAGUCAAAUCCCAGGUUUUCUAUUGGCUGGUCAUCUUCCUUGUUUUCCUCAACACUCUGACCAUCGCCUCUGAGCAUCACCAGCAGCCUCAGUGGUUAACAGAUGUACAAGACAUCGCUAACAAGGUGUUGCUAGCACUCUUCACCGGUGAGAUGCUGUUGAAGAUGUACAGUCUGGGUCUACAGGCAUACUUUGUGUCUCUCUUCAAUCGCUUCGACAGCUUUGUAGUGUGUGGAGGGAUUCUUGAAACCAUUCUAGUGGAAACUAAGAUCAUGUCUCCUCUUGGCAUCUCUGUGUUACGUUGUGUACGCUUGCUAAGAAUCUUCAAAAUAACCAGAUACUGGAACUCCCUCUCAAACUUGGUGGCCUCCCUGCUAAACUCAGUCCGCUCCAUCGCUUCUCUGUUGCUCCUGCUGUUCCUCUUCAUCAUCAUCUUCUCCCUUCUCGGCAUGCAGCUGUUUGGGGGGAAAUUCAACUUUGAUGAGACCCGACGCAGCACCUUUGACAAUUUCCCCCAGUCUCUGCUCACUGUGUUUCAGAUCCUGACAGGAGAGGACUGGAACUCUGUGAUGUAUGAUGGAAUUAUGGCAUAUGGUGGGCCAUCCUUUCCUGGCAUGCUCGUCUGCAUCUAUUUCAUCAUCCUCUUCAUCUGUGGAAACUAUAUCCUGCUAAAUGUCUUCUUGGCCAUUGCUGUGGACAAUCUGGCAGAUGCUGAGAGCCUGACGUCGGCGCAGAAAGAAGAGGAGGAGGAGAAGGAGAGGAAGAAACUGGCCAGGUUGGCCAGUCCAGAGAAGCGUCAUGAUAAUGAGAAGCCACCUCUGGAGGAGGAGAAGAAGGAGAAGAUAGAGCUGAAGUCUAUCACUUCUGAUGGAGAGACUAACACUGCUACUAAGAUAAACAUGGAUGACUACUGUGGAGAUGAGAGUGAAGAGAAGAACCCAUAUCCUGCCAAUGAUUACAUAGGCGAUGACGAUGAUGAUGAACCAGAGAUGCCAGUGGGCCCAAGGCCAAGGCCACUCUCCGACAUUCAGCUGAAGGAGAAGGCUGUUCCCAUGCCCGAGGCUCGCGCUUUCUUCGUCUUUAGUCACACCAACAAAUUCAGGGUCCUGUGCCAUAAGAUCGUCAAUCACAACAUCUUCACCAACCUCAUCCUCUUCUUCAUCCUGCUCAGCAGCAUCAGUCUGGCAGCAGAAGACCCAGUCAAGAACGACUCUUUUAGAAACCAGAUCCUGGGCUAUGCAGACCAUGUCUUCACUGGACUCUUCACCAUAGAGAUCAUCCUUAAGAUGACAGCAUAUGGAGCCUUUCUCCAUAAAGGUUCAUUCUGCAGAAACUAUUUCAAUAUUCUGGACUUGGUGGUGGUCAGCGUGUCCCUCAUCUCCUCUGGAAUACAGUCCAGUGCGAUUAAUGUGGUGAAGAUCCUGAGGGUGCUGAGAGUGCUCAGACCGCUGAGGGCUAUCAACAGAGCCAAGGGCCUGAAGCAUGUGGUGCAGUGCGUGUUUGUGGCCAUCAGGACCAUUGGCAACAUUGUCAUUGUCACCACAUUGCUGCAGUUCAUGUUUGCCUGCAUUGGAGUGCAACUCUUCAAGGGCAAAUUCUUCUUCUGUUCCGACAGCUCAAAACAAACUGAGGCAGAAUGCAAGGGUUUCUACAUUAUGUAUAAGGACGGUGAUGUGGGGAAGCCUGAGCGAGCCCAUAGGGUGUGGGAGAACAGUGACUUUAACUUUGAUGAUGUCCUGCAAGGCAUGAUGGCUCUGUUCGCUGUGUCUACCUUCGAGGGCUGGCCAGGAUUACUGUACAAGGCCAUAGACUCUCAUGCUGAGGAUGUUGGGCCCAUCUACAACUACCGCGUUGUCAUCUCCAUCUUCUUCAUCAUCUACAUCAUCAUCAUUGCCUUCUUCAUGAUGAACAUCUUCGUUGGUUUUGUCAUCGUCACAUUCCAGGAGCAAGGAGAGCAGGAGUAUAAGAACUGUGAGCUGGACAAGAACCAGCGUCAGUGCGUGGAGUAUGCUUUAAAGGCACGUCCACUGCGCCGCUACAUCCCUAAGAAUCCCUACCAAUACAAGGUGUGGUAUGUGGUCAACUCCACCUACUUUGAGUACCUGAUGUUCACCCUCAUCCUCCUCAACACUAUCUGUCUGGCCAUGCAGCAUCAUGGACAGACUAAAAAUUUUAACGACGCCAUGAACAUCCUGAACAUGCUCUUCACUGGGCUCUUCACUGUGGAGAUGAUCCUUAAACUGAUUGCCUUCAAACCCAGGGGGUACUUUAGUGAUCCCUGGAAUGUGUUUGAUUUCCUCAUCGUAAUUGGCAGCAUAAUAGACGUCAUUCUCAGUGAGAUCAACCCAGCUGACUCCUCCUCGUCCUCGUCCUCCUCCUCUUCGUCCUCCUCCUCCUCUUCUUCCUCCUCUCACCCCCCUGCGGUAAGGCCAAUGGUACGCUCCGACGGUAACCUCGCCCGCCUCCUUACCUCCUCCAACAUCUCUCCAUCCCUCCAUCCUUCCAUCUCUCCUUCUGCUACGCCGGUCAUGGGACUGCAGAACUCUGAAGAGAACGCCAGGAUCUCCAUCACCUUCUUCCGGCUGUUCCGCGUGAUGAGGCUGGUGAAGCUGCUGUCUCGCGGGGAAGGGAUUCGGACCCUGCUGUGGACCUUCAUCAAAUCCUUCCAAGCUCUUCCCUACGUAGCUCUGCUUAUAGUGAUGCUAUUCUUCAUAUACGCUGUCAUCGGCAUGCAGAUGUUUGGUAAAAUAGCACUAAGGGACCACACGCAGAUCAACAGGAACAACAAUUUCCAGACAUUCCCUCAGGCAGUGCUGCUUCUCUUCAGAUGUGCGACAGGUGAGGCGUGGCAGGAGAUCAUGCUGGCGUGCUCACCCAAUCGACCCUGUGAGAAAGGAUCAACUAAUGAAAGCAACUCGCCCAACGAGGACUGUGGCAGCCAGUUUGCCAUCAUUUACUUUGUCAGCUUCUACAUGCUCUGUGCCUUUCUGAUCAUCAACCUGUUUGUGGCCGUCAUCAUGGACAACUUUGACUACCUGACGCGUGAUUGGUCAAUUCUGGGGCCUCACCAUCUGGAUGAAUUCAAGAGGAUAUGGGCUGAAUAUGACCCAGAGGCUAAAGGGAGGAUAAAACACCUGGAUGUGGUGACUCUGCUUAGGAGAAUCCAGCCACCCCUUGGCUUUGGAAAGCUCUGUCCACACAGGGUGGCCUGCAAGCGCCUUGUGUCGAUGAAUAUGCCUCUGAAUAGCGAUGGAACGGUUAUGUUCAACGCCACACUGUUCGCCCUGGUCAGAACAGCACUCAGGAUCAAAACAGAGGGUAAUCUGGAGCAGGCCAAUGAGGAACUGAGGGCAAUAGUGAAGAAGAUCUGGAAGAGAACCAGCAUGAAGCUCUUGGAUCAAGUGGUCCCUCCUGCUGGUGAUGAUGAGGUUACAGUUGGAAAGUUCUACGCAACCUUCCUCAUUCAGGAAUAUUUCCGCAAGUUUAAGAAGAGGAAAGAACAAGGGCUGGUGGCCAAGGUGCCCCCCAAGACUGCCCUCUCUCUGCAGGCGGGCCUGCGGACAUUGCAUGACAUAGGUCCAGAGAUUCGGAGGGCCAUCUCCGGAGAUCUGACCGUGGAGGAGGAGGUGGACAAAGGCCUGAAGGAGCCUGUGUCGGCUGCAUCCGAGGACGAUAUCUUCAGGCGUACAGGUGGGCUGUUCAGCAACCACGUCAACUACUACAACCAGAGUGAUGGCCGAAGCUCAUUCCCACAGUCCUUCACUACCCAGCGUCCCUUGCACAUCAGCCAGAAGGGCUCACCUUGUGAAGGCGAGAGCCCGUCCCACGAAAAGCUCAUGGACUCGACCACUUUCACCCCUUCCUCUUACUCCUCAUCUGGCUCCAAUGCCAACAUCAACAAUGCCAACAACACCGGCAUGGCUGGAGUGGCGACACAGGGAAUCAGUCGAUUCCCAAGCCCAUCCAUCAGCACUGUGGAUGGACACACAGGGCAGCCGCUCACCCCCAUCCUGCUGCCAAGAUCAUCGUGGUGCUUUCCUCCAAAGAGCUCUGAUUCAAGUGACAGCCGUCUGCCAAUCAUCCGAAGAGGUGAAGGGUCAACAGAGGAGACGUAUGAUGAGACCUAUGGUGACGACAGGGAGGACGACCACUCACUCUCCUCUGACAUGCUGGUGUAUCAUGAUGAAACAUGUAAGCAGUUGACUCCCAUGGAGGGAGGAGAGGAGGUAGAGGACAGAAGAGGAGGAGGAGAGUGGCAAUCUCCCAGGAGAGUCUUCCUGUGCCCCACUUCUCUAGGGCGGAGAUCAUCCUUCCAUCUGGAGUGUCUCAGGAGACAGUCAAGGCCAGAUGUCUCCCAGAAGACGGCUGUGCCUCUACACCUUGUACAUCAUCAGGCUCUGGCAGUCGCAGGGCUGAGUCCUCUACUAAGAAGGAGUCACUCACCAACCCUCUUCAGCCGGCUGUGCUCCACGCCUCCAGCCAGUCCCACAGCCCAGGGCAGCGAUGCCUCCUACCAGCGGGUGCCCUCUCUAAGGCUAGAGGGUUCCAACUCCCAUGAAAAGCUCAAUACCAGCCUGCCCUCUGUGAACUGUGGGCCCUGGUAUAGCGACAGUAAUGGAAACAGUCGAGUGCCCAGUCCUAGUCCUGCUCCUAGUGUGUCAGUGCCCAAUCAAAGACCACCACGACCGGUGUCCCUCACAGUGCCCUCGCUACUGGGAAAAGACCCCAGCUCACUGUGUCACGGCAGCGCAGGCAGUCUGGUUGAGGCGGUGUUAAUAUCUGAAGGUUUGGGUCACUUCGCCCAGGACCCGUCCUUCAUCGAGGCAACCAAAGCCGAGUUGGCCGAUGCCUGCGACAUGACCAUUGAGGAAAUGGAGCAUGCAGCCAACAACAUUCUCAACGGCAACACCGCAACAACUGCCGUGUCCAGCACAUCCUCCACCUCCCAGCACAGCCCCAAUGGCAACCUCCUCCCCUUCCACACAGCAGCAGCAGCAGCUACGCACAGAGACCGAGCGGUCAGUGAGGGCGGGGGAGAUGCAGCAGGAAGCCGGGGCUCCCUUCAUGGGCCGUCCUCGGUGGAGGAGAGGCAAGAGCUGCUAGCAGGGGCAAGGGGACAAGAGGAAGAGGAGGAGGAGGAGGAGGCGGAAGGGACGGAGGAAGGGCAUCACAGAGGCUCAGUUGUGAUUGGAGGAGCACGGCAGAGGAACAGCGGGCUGUUGGAGGAUGAAGAUACGGAGUGUGUGACGAGUUUGUAGGAGUUGGCUUGACAGGUUCGAUCGGCCGACUGGCCCCUCUGACAUCAUCAGAGACUGACGCCUGUCAGUGCUGGGUAACAGCGCCGCAGCUGGCUCUGUCUGUCCCCGCCCCUCAUACACUCACGCACUGUCUGCCUCUCUGCCAGACGGGACUGCUCUGGACAAUGGCGGCCAGUGACGCAACCUUCAACACCUGGUUCUGACUUUGUUGGUUUCUAUGAGUUUGUACGUGUGUUUGUAGUAAAGUAAACCACUCUAUACUCUCUACUAUCUCAGUGUAUGCCUGUGGGUGUGAUCUUUGAUUUUCACUAUUUGUACGUAUGUGUGAGUGCUCACGUGUCUGAGUGCGUCUCUAAAGUGCCUCACAGUUUUCUCAUGUCCUCAAAGUGAAGAAAAGUAGAAAAGAGGGGAAAGAGGGAAGAAAGGAAGCAAGGAAGCAGGAAGUCCUUUUAUGGAUUUCCUGCUGUUAACAUAGUGUGUUAUAUGUUUUCAUUUCUCUGCCUACUUUGAUGUUGUGUUAUUGUUGUUUGUCUGGCCGCCAUGAAGCCAGGUAGGGGACAGCAGACCAGCCUGUGGGGGGGGUCAGUUAUGGAUUCAAAUCUGACCACACCCUUUUGGUUCACUAAUGAUGAAGCGCUGUAUUGAGUAAACAGGGGUGAAGAAAACCCUGUUUUAAGUCUCAUUUCUCUUCCAAAGCUAAGGAACCUUGGAGCACAGCCCUGCCAGUCUGAGGGGGGGAUUAAGGUGACAUGCCAUCCCAAACCAAGGGAGGGGAGAAUUUGAGGGAUGGACCAAGGGGGCAACAGGCCAACAGGAAGCUAGCCAGCUCUUUCUCCUGCUGGUCAGUACGACUCGGACGAGAGACACUCACCUCGUCCAUCACCUUGAUCUGGCUGCACUUCUUCUGCUGCUUUUUCCUUGUCUGACCACGCCCACUCCUCUCCAGGAGCAUUUGGUGGCUAAGCAGAGACAGCGAGCCCCCUUUUAAUGCCUCAUACCUCGCCGUUCCUCACUCCUCCCUUCCCUUCUUGGUUGAUCCACCAUCCGUCUCCUUCCAUCGCUGGGUUUUUGCUUUUUCAGCCCUCGGGAGGUGUCCAACAGGGCAACAGAGACGGAGGGUGGAGGAGAGAAUGGAGUGUACGAUUGAAUAGAAACAGACUCUGGGCAUGGAUCUACAGAGGAUCUGUCCGUCAAUCAACCUCACUUCCUUCUCCAAGACCCUCCUCUCCCUCUCAGCGUGGGAUCCUAUUGGAUUUGCUGCCACACACUCUCUCUACAGACCACGCCCACUAUGUAUUUAACAGUUCAAUAUUGUGCAAAACUGGCUAGCCAUGACUAUUUUGUUUUAUAUUCAUGAUGUUGUUGUUUUAAUUUAUCCUUGAUUUGUUUGCACAAUCGGGGUGCUGGUCUUAUAAAUGUAUUUUUGCUCGGUUUAUUUUAGGAGAAUUUUAAGAGGUUUUAAGUAUCGAAGCAGGGCGUAGUGUUUGUGUGCGAGUGUAUAACUAUUUUUGUGAGUGCGAGUGCGUGUCUGCGUUUUAGUACAGAAUGUAUGCACGUACGAAUGUGUGAGAUAGUGUGUAUCUAAAAGAGGGGUCUUUCUCUCUAUCAGUAUGCACCUUUUACAGAUUGUAUCUAUUUAUUUAUUUAUUUUUCCCAGAAGAGAAAAAAACGUGUGCAAGGAUGCGUGUUUGUACGCGUGCCUGUGUUUGAGCGGUUACUUAUGUAUUCUAAAAAGCUGAUUUUAAGCCUAGACAGUAAAUUAAGGUAGCAUUAAAAGUAUGGUAUCGUGUGCGUGAGAGUGUGCAAGAGUGUAUGUGCGUAUGUGUGAUAAUGGGCCUCCUUAACACAGGGUUACCAUGGACAGGCAUGCUUCCAAAGCUUUGUGAUUUCUUUAGCACGGUUUUUACUUUUAGCCAAGCUGCAGAGUCAGAAGCCACUCUCUCUUUGAAUAUAAUCACCACAUAACAUUUCUUUAUUUUUCUGUUUAGAGGUACUAAGGCGUACAGUCUCAGAACGACAGUAAGGUUUACAGUUUCAGUGUUGCAGCUUGGCACGAAGGUAAUGAGCCUUUUGGCAAAUGCUGCUUUUCUUCUUUAUGGUGGAUGGUUGCUCUGAGUAGUAGACGCAUUAAAUUCACACUGCCACAGUGACGCCUUGUGAGUGGACGGAGGAUGACGCCUAGAUUGCUCAGCUAAAACACAUCAUAAUGUCACAGUGUCAUAAUUUAGACGUAGUUUAAACUCCAAAUGAACUAUUAGGGCUGGUGUACAGAUGCUGCAAGACUUCUGAAUGACAUUUUUGUCUGAGGUCUGCUCAUAUCAAAAAACAUUCUGAUUUAUUGUCAUUGUUAGAAAUUCACUUUCUGUUGUAUCAUUGAAAUACUUCAGGCAGAACACUUACUGGUUGUUGAUAAAAUGGGAUUGUUAAAAAAGAUAAAGAUCCGUUUGGAGGAGAAUUUAUCCCCACAAGUGAUUUUAGGCUUUUUUAAACUCCUUGUGUUGAUUUUAGAUAGCAUGCUUUUUUCAAUAUGGCAAAGGUUUGGACCUCAGGCCUCAUUAGAUAACACAGGGCACAGGCCUCUCUUUGAUAUAUGUAUUAACUUCUCCAAAAGCAUUCCUUAUGUUGGUAUCACAUAAAGUUUGGGCAACUUUAUUCUAUUAGUAUACCAACAUGAUUCAGUCAGCUUGCUUUAAAGUCACGUAAGAAGAAACGCUUGCCUAUGAAAACAUAAUGUUGUUAUAUACAUUUCUAAUGCAGCAAAUUUAAAAAGAAACAAACUUGCAGGAUCAAGAAAAUUUGAUGAGUUGAACCUUUUUUGGCUUCAAAUAAAUCCAAAUUCAGGAAGUAGUUCUCACUUAAACUGAUGCUAAUUUCCCACCCAGAGAAACACGUCCGCUCAUAGUCAUUUGCUUUACUUUACUAAUGAACUUGCUGAGCUCUCACUCCUAUGAACGUGUAGGAGUGUGAGCUGAGGAGUGAGAGAACCUGACAAGUUUGUGUCACGAAAGGGUAUGCAUGAACACACUGCCAUACACUGCAUCCUGUGCCAGUUACAGACUUCUGACAUUAUUAUGCAAACUAAAUGUGAAUGUUGAACGUGUUUUAAGUGGCAGUGCUGUUAUUUUGUGAUUCUGAUCGUACUGCAAACUCUGAAGAAGUCUGUGUUGUCAUAGAAAACCCUGACUGACACCGACUUUGUUUUUUUCUUCUUUUUAAAUCAUUAAUGAAAUCAUCACUAUUUCUGCCUUUCUUUCAGUUAUUCCAAAGCACCUCAUUAAAGAAGUUCUUUACUGAAGUAACUUGGUACCAUAAGCUAACAGGCUACCUUGCGGCUAGCAGCUCACUUUCAGUAUAAGCUGAUUUCUUUUGAAGUCUAAAUGUUGUGAAGACGGAUAUAAGGGGGGGUGAGCGUUUUAAUGUGCAUGUAAGGAAGCAUAUGCUUUCUGUUUUUGUUUCUACUCUUUGGUCUAUCAGCCCUGGUAACAUGUAUUAAAUGCUGAAUUUUAUCUUAGUACUAUUCCUGUAUUUUAAGCUGGCAAAUGACUACUAAAUCCUCUAAAUUAAAUGUAGCUUUUGUGUCAAAGCUGCAAGAGAGAAGCCAGCGACUGUCUUUGCUGCUUAUAAACUAUUUUAUUAGCAAGAAUAGCAACAGCUAUUUAUGACAAAGAUAUAAUUAAUUACUUUAAUCAAUUAGUUAUCCAGCACAGAAACAUAUGGAAACUCUAAGCGGAUGCACAUCCUUGCAUUUUAUUUUGCUCCAUUUUCCUGUAAUAACGAGUCAGUUUUGGUUGUUUUUUUCAGAUCAGACUUUUAUCUCCAGGUAACACUGGUUUUCCAGCAAUAAGUUAAUUGCUUAAGAUUUUAAGAAAAAAACUAAAAAUAUUUGUGUUUUCAAGGGAUGAGUUGAAACCCGAUACUUACAGGACUGAAUUACAGCGCAGAUAUCAGUCCUCAAUUUUGAUACCCAACCCAAACAAAUGAAAGGCAGGAAAAUUGGAAUGGAAUUUGUCUGAUUUAUGUGUUAAAUUACACCAGGUUUCCUCUUCUUAUCCCAUAUUCAACCGGCAUCUAGACAUUUCUGUAAAUUAUUUACAAUACCUAGACAGCUUUUAGUCUCCCGUUGACUUCCGACACAGUUUUUUUUUCUCUCAAAAGUUUUAAAUCAGGCACCGUUUAGACACUGGCACCAUAUAAAAAGUAUUGAUUUAGCACCGGUAUCAGAAAAAAAAAAUUAUACGCAUCCCUAAUGUUUUCAUGGGAAAACCAGUGUUUUUAUUCUAAGGCAAGAAAAUAAAUAAGCAAGGAGCCCAAAAAAACAUCCAAAAUGUGGUCAUUAUCAUGGGGAAACAGAGUAAAAUAUAUACGGAUGCACGUACUUUUAGGGCCUGUAGAAGCUUUACGUUUUUAGGAUGGAAGGGUCUUAAAUGUUCAGUGUCACUUUGAGGGCAACACUGUAUUUGAAGGGGUAUACAUUAGACUGGUAUGAAACCUGUCGUUAACAUGAGGAGGCCUUAUGAAUGUUGUCAUUAAGUGUCAUUUGGUCUAUCAUCACCAUUAAAGUAAGACAUUAAGAGCAUACUCACUUCCUCAUACCACUGCACCACGGGACAUCCCAAAUCAAGAGUGGAAGUUUUCAGUGUACUUUGCACUCUGACUGCCCUGCAGCUUUUUUCCUUUCCUGGAGAGCAACAUAAGUAAAACUUAAUCUUACUCUACUCUCCCCUAUCGUUUCCAGUCUUUAUGCUAAGCUAAGACAGCUAGCUACACCCUUACCUAACUGUACAGAGAAGCAAAAAGGAAUCAGACAAUGUCAACUUUGCAUUAAAGGUGACACAACUGACCAAAUGACACUUAAUGACAACAUUCAUAAAUGUUCAUAAAGCCUUGAAAGGUGUCAUGUCAUGAUUAUAACAGUGUCAUGGUAGUCUAAUGCGUACCCCUUCAAAUAAAGUGUUACUACUUUGAGUAGUUACAGAUAAAAAGAGCAUAAAUGUUGCACUAUAAUUAGUUUAAAUCCUUUCUUUGUGUUCCUAAAUAUGUAUUCAAAUCCUCCAGACAAGCAUACUCAUAUCAGUGAAGUUACCCUGCAUAUCAGAAGUGCCAAACCUGGCUUCAUUGUGUCUUUACAGAGAGAUUCAGAGGUCUGUGGUGCCCCCGUGUGGACUGGAGCCGACUUGCAGUUUUAAUGUCGGCAUGAACCAUGAAGUGUUGUGUUGCAGUUUAUGGUAUGAGUGGGUGUAAUCCUGCAUCCCACAAGAUAUGCAAAAACAAUGCAAUAACUAUGACUGUAUACAAGGUUCCCGAAGUAAAUAUACUUGUGAAAGUGAAAAAAUCACUAUCAUGAUUAUGUACUUUUUCUGUUUCAUUUUUAAGUAAACUCAGUGGUUUCCAUGCCAGAGAAACCUAACAUACUUGAAAUCAGGUACGUUGCAGUGCAGUAUAGAUGUAUUUAUUUCUCUUUCUCAUGCCAGGGGUUUGGAUCGGAGUCUGCAGUCAAAUGUGUAUAGAGACAGCAGCAGGAAGUUUUAGCCUGUGGUUUAACAUCCAGUCAAGUGAGAUUCAGGAAAAAAAGAAAAACAUUGUUGAGGUAAAACACACUCGAUAUGCUUUUGACCAUAUCCCUUUCGCUUCUUCGAUUACAGUUCAGUUUUCAAAGAUUUGAGCUACAUGGGCGUAGUGUCAGUAUUGCAUGAGUUUCACAUGUUGACUUUGAGUGUGCCAGGUUUUUGCAGUUGUAUUGUUUUUAUCAGGUGAAGUAUCAUAUCACAGUAUAACAGAGUAGCUAUUUCUAUUCAGUGUACAUAUGAUUGAAGACAGUAUUUAUCCUCUACAGAGACAUCUGACAGUACUAGUGGGAUAUUUGGGAGAUGAUUUUGCAUAUCUUGUGUCUUAUGGGCUCAUAGAUUUUUUUAAUUAUUUACCCUCAGAAGGACAGAGCUCAUGUUUCUAGGACUGUUGCAAGUUAAGAGAUUUAAAGUAUUUUUCCCCCUGUUUAGACAUGUCAUUAUUUCUUCUUUUCCUACAUGUUGCCGUAGUCUCUGUCUUUCUCUUCUAUCUUGUUCUUGUCUGACAUGUGGAAGAUGGACCAGUGGGAUAGGACAUAGACCCAAGUUCCCCCUUUUAUUGCAAAAAUGUUGGUGAAAUAAAAUCAGGGCUCAGAAAAAAACAAAUAGAAGUUAAAGUAGUUGGCAAAAAGACAUUUUCAUUGCUUAGUUGCUAAAGCAUAAACAGGAGAUAUAAAGACACCCAUGCAGUUAACUUAAAGCUGUGUCCCAAUUCCAUAUCACUAAACAAUGUAGUGAUAAAAUCAAGAAGAUUAUAAUAGCUGAAAAUGAUUUAACAUUCUAUCCUAUAAUGCAGCGCACAACAGAAACUGGACAAGUCCACCUCCACUGCUGCAGAUAUUGUAAGGAUAAGCAUUGCAGUUUGGAGGUUCUUAGAUAAAAAUAAAUUUAGAACCUGCAGGCUAUAAGCUCUGACAGCCUCAUGUUUAGAGCCUAGUAUGGGCCAAACUCCAAAUAUUCUUGCCACUUCAUUUCUCACAAUUUAACUAAUUAAAUGCUCCUUCCCAUAGCUCUUUAACAGCAUGCCCCAACGUUUUGAAGCUGGCUUUCUGUUAAAGUUACUUCAACAUCAUUAGGGUUUCUCUCAGGCUAUGCCCCUUCAGAACCAAAGAUGACUUUAUGCAAUUAUAUUUACUCUCUAAAUACAACACCUGGUGGGGAGUAAACUGACCCCAAUAUAUGUGCAAAAUGUGUGGAGGGGCCCCUUAAAAGGUUAGAUUACAGUGGCACUUUAAAAAUCACAUCUUAAUUAUCGUUGAAGGAAAACAUGUAAUACAUUCAUGUUUCAUAAAAUCUGUUAUAGGUCAAAUCUUACAAACUAAUCAUAGAUUGGAAUCAGACACGCUGCAUGCAUGUGGUAAGUGACAUGGAAAUGGAACUAAGCGUAAUUAAUUAGCUGUGUCUCAAUUCAGGGGUAGCAUCCUUUGAAGGAAUCAGCCUUUGUAGCCUAUUGGGGUUUUUCUAGUACAUUGAGCAGCUCAGCUCUAUCUGGUUUGACUCGGCACAGCAGCCCCGAGCUUCCCAUUUGAGGGAGCAGUCCAUUCACAUCAUUCCUGUGACAUCAGCUCGGUGCACUUGGGCCCUGCUCCAAAGCAGGACCAUUCUGAUUGCAGCUUAGAGUAGCCAUCGUGGCCAAACUGGUGGUAGAAAAAUAAAUUAGCACGGCUUGGUUUCGACUGGCAUGGCCAAAAGUCACAGUGGAAAGUCCUAUAUAGUAGGGUGGUCUACUGAGGAUUCCCCUAUGUUAUCCUUUCAAGCAGAAGAACCGCUCCUGUCUUUUAGCAACCUUGACAGCUGCACUGGAGCAAGCUAACAUCACCGACGUCAUAUGAUUACUUUUAAGAUAAUUGAGAGUUUUAAAGCCCUAUUUGGUUUUUAGCAUUAGCACUUAAAACCGUUUAUUGGAGUGGAAACCGAUGACCUUGGUUUGAAUUUACCUGGCCUCUUGAAAGUGUGUCAGUUCAUUUGAAUUGGUAUGCUUUGAAUUUGAGGAAAUGUUAGGCCAGUAAGGAUGCACCAGAUGAACUAUUGUUAAAGCACCUCUGCACCUUUCAAGGAUGCAGCCCCCAAAUUGAGACUAAGCUCAUUUUUAAGUCUGUCCUUAUCAACAAGUAACUCUUAACCUUAACCAUAGCUAAUUCCCACAUCACCAGGGCUAUAGAGCUAGAACUAUUUAAUGUUGUGUAUGCGUUAUUAAAAUUAAUCACUUCAGUUUUGUAGGUCAUAUUACUACUUUGAGUCAAGUCUUUCUUGCAUUUAUGUCUCUGUUCUUUUCACCAUGUUUUUCAGUAAGUAGCCUGUUUAUCAGGCUUCUAAUCAGACCGAUUGGAAGCACCUGAUCUCCACCUGCAGUUCAUUACAGUAAAAACCCUUCCCACUGCCAUAAAGUCAAAUUACAGUAAUGCCCUCAAGUGAGUUAGACACUGGUUUCUGACUGAUGACAAUCUCUUAGAUGGUCGGUGAUAAUUUGAUGCUUUGGGUGUUUGUUCUGGGUAAGAAUGUAAGAUGGAGAGUAUUUUUGAAGGUUUAUUUCACCAUGUUUGACAUUCAGGCUUCUCCAAGUCCUGACAUGGUGAAUUAUAUAUCCAAGUAAUGUUUUAUGUGCAUGGGGAUAUAAAGUAUUGGUCCUAUGUGAAUGAUAAUAUCUUUUGUCUCACCACUAGCUAAUGAUUGUAUAUUUUUAUAUACCAUAUAUACCAUUCUAUAGCAAGAUAUAUAUGAAUAUAUAAUAUUUAAUCACCAGAAUGUUAGAGUAAGAAAGAGGCAGGACACUUAUUUGGGAAUGUAGUUUAUGAAGCGUUGGUUAUGAAAUGUGUUAAAUAGACCUGCUAAAGUCCAACUUUAUUGACUGUUUUUUGACCAAAAGAGGCCAGAAGGGAGUAUUUUAGACAUAUUUACUGAGGAGAAAACAUGUUGAAGCUGCUGGUGUUCACAUGAAUUGUUUAGAACAGGCUAGGAGCAUUCCCAGACCAUGUGGCUGAUAUGAAAACAGAUCAUUUCAAUGUAACACCGAUCACAGCGAGGCUACCUAAAUGUUGUUUUCAGUCUGGUGUGACUGCAGACGUAGGAGGCUCUUAGUGUAUAGAUAUGAAUACUAUAAACCAGCCACAGUUCACAAUUUCAAGUCUUUAAGCAGCAGAGAGUUUAAGAUUUCAAACACGUUUGCUUCUGUCUUAUCUUUAUCGUGAAGUGUGCUGAAAGACACAAACCUACCAGCAGCCUGUCAGCGCAGGUCUGGACAUUUUCCUACUGUAGCACCGAGAGACCAGUCUCUCUUUACUAGUCCUACAUCAGCAACUCUUACUGUACACUUUCUCAGAUGCAUCAAUUAAGCUUUUAAACCAUCAAACCAAAAAGAUCCAUUUAUCAAGGACUAGAUCUCUCUAUGCGUUGAGCUGUGAAAAUCAUGUAGCUUUGUUUUUUUCUUCCUUAAAAAAAAACAUCUGUGCAGAAAAAAACCAUAUUUACUGAAGAAAGAAAGUGAAAUUUUCAUCUGCAGACCAACGUAAUCUUUUUUUAAAAAUAUAUGCAGCAGUUAAAAAAGGAUUAAGUGCGUCAUAGAUUACUAUAUUCAAUUUUCUGGCAGAUCUUAUUUAAAGUUGUUGAAGCUGUCUACAUUGAUGCUGAUACAGUUUUACUUCAGCAAAGCUGAGCAGCUCAAAUUUGCGUCUGCUCAGUAUAAAGAAAAGAUGUCAUCCUACAUGCUUUAACUUACAGUAUUUUACACUCAUGUUUAAAUAGUAUUACAGUCGUGUGUUUAUCCUGAAUUAUAAACAGAUAUUUGUCACUGAAUAACAUGUGUGAGUGAAGCUUGAACUUUCUGGUUCCAGAUUUCCUUCAUGUGCAUCCACCGUUGUUACGACACAUGUAGGAUCUAUUUUCUUGUACACUGAAAUGCUUGUUUGAUCCUGACAACAUAUUUAAGAGGACUAUUUUGAAUACAGAUUUUAAUUUUCCUUUUACUAGGUUUAGAGUUUGCAUUGCCUGUUGUAGGAGUCAUAAAAGUAAAAGAUCUCCUGUUUUUAGAGGAAGAGAAGAGGACAGUCUGGUUUUGUUGUACAGAUGCUCAUGGACGCUUUAAGUGUUUAGGAGUGGAAGGGAAGGUAAAAUAUAUUAUUGAAUACAACUUCAUAUUGCAACUAUCUUCUAUUUUAGAUAUCAGAUAUAGAAAUACAUAUAUAGAGAUGACAAAGAAAGAUAGAAAUGGUAUGUUGUUUUUGCAGAGGAUCAAAAGAAGUGUUCUUGCAGGCCUUUUCUGCACCUCUUUUACUCGUAUUUCCAUCAGCUAAAUGUUUCAUCAAGUUUACAAAUCACUGCAGAUAAGUUUCCUUUCUUAUGAGAAAUUUGAAAAAUUGAAGGUGAGCCUUUUUUGUUGGAUGCUGCCAGUGCUAAGCAUGCUUUAGAGGGGAAAUAUAGCACAUGCAGGGGGAUUUUAGUGUGGUAACAGGAUUGCAAAGUAACAUUUAAUAAUCUUUUAGAAUUUAGAAACUUAGAUAUCUCAUGAAUCUUGUUUAAUUAUGAAGAAAUGCAUUACAUUAAGGAUUGGUGGUCAACUGAAUUCAAGUAACACAUCUGAUUCAGUCUGCAAAUUACAAAUGAUACAAAUUCAUAUUCAAGAUUGGGAUUGCAAACCUAUCACAGUGUUACUAAGUUUUACAACCUAGAUCAGGUUGAAAAACACAAUGUGCAGGGUGCAAGUAGCCUAAUGGUAAUGACUGAUACCCCGUAUACAUAGGCUGCUGUUCUUGACAUGUGUUGCCCAGGUUCAAAUCUGGCUUGUGGCUCCUUUCCUGCAUGUUUUUUUUCCUAGUUCUUAACUCUCUCUGCCGUUAUAUCUACAAUAAAAGCCCCAAAAACAAAAUCUUAAAAACAAAACAUGUGCUUUACUAGCUCAUGGUAAUACUCAAACACAGAUGCAUGUAAAAACCUCACCAAAAUUCCCUCUAGAUGAAGGUGAGGAACACAAAUAUGCUUUCAUUCAGAUAUCCCACUUCCCACAGGGGUUUCUGGUCCUAAAUUGAACCAAAUAGACAAUAUUUGCUUGCCCUGUAGAUUUAGAAAUGUAGGUUAGUUCUCUUUUAUGUGUAGCAGCACCUACAGCAGCAGCCCCCUCUUGAGGACGACUGUUAGUGUUGUACGGACCUUGAAAGCCUCACUCGUUCCUUCUAUUAGUCAUUCAUACACUUUGAUUUAUAAUAAAAGAGAUCCUAGUUUGCACAUAUAUAAAAUAAAUAAAUCACAAGCCUGACACAGAGUUUGUUCCACUUUUUUGGAGCGUAAUGCUGCAACCGUAGGCUCGUGAUUGAGUUUUCUGUACCAGCUUCUUCAGCUUGCAACUCAGCUUCACGACGCAGCAGCUUUACGAAUGUCUCUGCCUCCCUGCACCUGCUACUUCUCUCUCUAAUGUCACUCAUAAGAGCUACUUUACACUGAAUGAUUUCAUCCCUUGAAUGUUGGACACAGUGAUGCUCAUACUGGUGCACUUACAUAUUUUAAAAGGCUACAUUAAGUAUUUACAAAGCUGUUGUUUAUUUUUGGAUAUUUUAUUGUUUUUGCAGCCCUUAGUGGAAGAAAAUGUUGGUUAGUUUUGGCCAGCACAGACAUAAAAGAUCUUAUUUUAGCUCUUGAAACGUGGAUUCAGAGUGGUUUUGUUGCUGAAGAACUAGAUCUUAUAUGCCUGUGUGUGCAAAUGAAGCUUUAAUGAAAGACUCAGCCCAUGUGAGAGCAUCUGCAGCGUCAUGUUUUAGUGUUUUCUUGCUGGUGUGAAAACGUCUGUUUAACAGCAUGCAGGUCAUUGUUUCUAGGAGAAACAGCAGUGCUUUCUGUUCCUUAUUUUUUGACAGGGCUGUGCACUCCUGUCCUGCACCUGUCAGUAGAUCUUGUUUGUAGUCUGAGCUCAUGCAAAGUGUUAAAGGGCCUUUGACAGGAUGGAGCAGUCUGCUCGUUUGUGUUCUUUUCUGUCGGAGCAAAGUCUGUUUUGUGCAGAGCGAGGCGUUCACACAGAGACCAAUUUGUUGUAAUAUUAGUAGUGAGGCUACUGUUAAUGUAGUAUUUAAUAACAGCACUAUUUAUGGUCAAAAAAUGAACUAGAGUGUGUUAUUGUUCUUGCGGUAGCUUUGGAGGCAGGUGGCCAUUUUUGUAACUUGAGUUCUUUAACAUAAGCCACUCCCCCUCUGCUUUGGAGGGAAUUUAUUGGUUCCGAGGUUGCCAAACGACGCUGGCCCAACAUCAUUUGGCCCCCUCAGUAACCUUGUCGUCUCCUCUGUGAUGACUGCACGGUCUCACAGUCGACACCCUUUUUUUUUCCUUCUUCUUCUCUUUCUUUUUUCUAAAGGAGAGCUCUUGAUUUUUUUUCAUUCAUUUCGUUUUAGAUUUUAGAAAGGGAAAGAAUACAAAUCAAAUAAAUCAGAAUAUUAAUUCAAUCACUUUUUCUACUCCUAUUUUCAAUAAAAAGUGAAACGAAAAACCAAACAAAAAGUUGAUUUGUAAAUAAGUAAUGUACAGUUUGUAUCUGUAACUUGUCAGUCUGUCAUUGGUGACAGAGUCUGUCUUGCUUAUAACGCACGCUACCAGUAAAUAAAAAAAGGAAAAAGUAUAUUUAGACUGUAUGGUCCCUUGAAAGCAAGUUUUAAAUUAAUAUCUGAUGUAUAUUCCUGUAACAUUGCAUUUUUAUCUGAGGAAUGAUGUUAUUAAAAAAUUGCAAAUAAAUUGCAUUUCCUACA
Cheilinus undulatus (humphead wrasse) is the source of this 20206-nucleotide messenger RNA. It is a transcript of the gene cacna1c, whose product is annotated as calcium channel, voltage-dependent, L type, alpha 1C subunit. Gene Ontology annotation, biological process: calcium ion import across plasma membrane. Gene Ontology annotation, cellular component: voltage-gated calcium channel complex; membrane. The coding region runs from base 988 to 7920 and encodes 2310 amino acids. Lineage: Eukaryota; Metazoa; Chordata; Actinopteri; Labriformes; Labridae. The record is from RefSeq and is a predicted model, not a curated record. The transcript has 51 exons. Gene Ontology annotation, molecular function: high voltage-gated calcium channel activity.